GGAGGGCGGUGGCAGCCGAUGACGACGCGGAGGGGGUGUGGCUUAUAUUUAGCCCUGCCCUCUCUCUUUGGCCUCGCCAUUGGCGGCGACGGCGGCUGCGCCGGAGCUUUUCUGAGCUCUUCGCCUAUUUCCGUCUCUCGGCCAGGUAGCCGCGGAGCCUUCAUUUUCUGUUCUUGGGGCAGCCAGGCCGGACCCAUUACCCGCCCCUCUCCUUCUCGAGGUCGGCGAAGGAAGAAGAAGCGGCGGCGCUGCCGGUGACGUCGCGGCUGGUGUUCGGUGCGGGCGGGCGCCCCCGGCUGUUUCCGGAGGAAGGAGAAGCGCAGGCAGCGAGUGAGCGAGCGGCUCCAUCCCCCACCCGCAGGGAGGGAGUGCGGCAGCGGCGGCGCAGAAAGGCCCGACGAGGAGGAGGAGGAGCAGGAGCAACCCCCGGCCGCGGCGGCCACCACCACAGCGACAACUCGCCCUCCCACAAGAAAGAAUGGCGCUAAAACGCAUCAACAAGGAACUUAGUGACUUGGCUCGUGACCCACCAGCACAGUGUUCUGCAGGCCCAGUUGGAGAUGACAUGUUUCAUUGGCAAGCCACAAUUAUGGGGCCUAAUGACAGUCCAUAUCAAGGCGGUGUUUUCUUCCUGACAAUUCACUUUCCUACAGACUACCCUUUCAAACCACCUAAGGUUGCAUUUACAACAAGAAUUUAUCAUCCAAAUAUUAACAGUAAUGGCAGCAUUUGUCUCGACAUUCUAAGGUCACAGUGGUCUCCUGCUCUAACUAUUUCUAAAGUUCUCUUAUCCAUUUGUUCACUGCUAUGUGAUCCCAAUCCAGAUGAUCCCCUAGUGCCAGAGAUUGCACGUAUCUAUAAAACAGACAGAGACAAGUACAACAGAAUAUCUCGGGAAUGGACUCAGAAGUAUGCCAUGUGAUGCUACCUUAAAAGUCAGAAUAACCUGCAUUAUAGCUGGAAUAAACUUUAAAUUACUGUUCCUUUUUGAUUUUCUUAUCCGGCUGCUCCCCUAUCAGACCUCAUCUUUUUGUUUUUUUAUUUACCUCUCUCCAUUCAUGCACAUGCUCAUCUGAGAAGACUUUAGCUCUUCCAGCUUUGGACAAUAACUGCUUUUUAGAAUCUGUAAAGUAGUUAUACAAGAACAGUUGCCCAAGAUUCAGAAUUCUUUAAAUGGAGCAUGUGUGUUGUGGCCAAUGUCUUCACUCUAACUUGGUUAUGAGAUUGAAAUCAUUCCUCACUGCUCUAACAGUUCUACUGAAGAUAUCACCCAAAGGGAGGGGAGAUGGAUGUUCAGAUUGCUCACAUCACAGGAAAUAACAUUGCUGUAGCAUCAUCCAUCUUGUUUAAAACCUUCCAGUGUUAGAGACUGAGGUUUCAUGACAUAACUUGCACUCAUAACUGGUGUGGCUGGAGAAUUGGUACAGAACCUGUAGCAUCAGCAGAACAGAACACGUGAUGUAUCUUAUGCAUGUCAAUAAAGGAAUGACCAGUUCUUGUUCUACAGAGAAUGGAAUUUGGAAAUCCAACAUCCCUUGUAUUCCAUAAUAGGGUCUCAGAACAUUUUUGUAACUCAUUUAAAUUUUGUUAGGAUGCUUGGAGCUAUUAGUUAAUCUAUCUUCCACAACAGUUUAAUAUAGCACUGAAUAAAUGAUGCAAGUUGUCAAUGGAUGAGUGAUCAACUAAUAGCUCUCCUAGUAAUUGAUUUUAUUUUCUUCAAUAAAGUUACAUAAACCAAUGAGUUAGCUGCCUGGAUUAAUCAAUAUGGGAAACAAAAUCUUUUGUAAAAGCAAAGGUGGUUUUUGUAUAUACUUGUUGGGAUUUGCCUCACUGUUUGACAUCAAAUAAUGAUGUGAAGUUAGUAGAGUGAACCUUUUGCCAUGUUCAGUUAUAAUACUUGGUCUGUUUUCAGGUUGACACAUUGAUCAGCCCUAGAGUAUGCAGAACUAAUAAGCUAAUCUAGUACUGUAGACUUUAGUGUGCUACACAAGGUACUGGGAGCCAAGAGUUCAAAUGCGGACUUGGAACCCAGCUGAUAUAUGUACUGGUGUAUUGCGGAGGCACAUCCAGAUGCACCCAGCUUGUUGACUGAGAAGCUUUUCUUCACCUUGUACACUUGACAGCUGAAAGAUCUUUAUGUGGGAGUAAUGAGGCAAAAUUUGCAAAAUAAAGUACUGUUUUGAUGUGGGAA
This is a messenger RNA of Heteronotia binoei (common prickly gecko), 2191 nucleotides long. It is a transcript of the gene UBE2D3, whose product is annotated as ubiquitin conjugating enzyme E2 D3. Gene Ontology annotation, molecular function: ubiquitin conjugating enzyme activity. Bases 479 to 922 code for a protein of 147 amino acids. NCBI's taxonomy places the organism in Eukaryota, Metazoa, Chordata, Lepidosauria, Squamata, Gekkonidae. The record is from RefSeq and is a predicted model, not a curated record. Gene Ontology annotation, cellular component: nucleus. Gene Ontology annotation, biological process: protein K11-linked ubiquitination; ubiquitin-dependent protein catabolic process. The transcript is spliced from 7 exons.